Molecule: messenger RNA, 3507 nt
Organism: Chinchilla lanigera (long-tailed chinchilla)
Lineage: Eukaryota; Metazoa; Chordata; Mammalia; Rodentia; Chinchillidae
Product: zinc finger protein 709-like
Exons: 4
Coding region: 555-2993 (812 amino acids)
Biological process (GO): regulation of transcription by RNA polymerase II; central nervous system development
Cellular component (GO): nucleus
Molecular function (GO): DNA-binding transcription factor activity, RNA polymerase II-specific; RNA polymerase II cis-regulatory region sequence-specific DNA binding
Source: RefSeq, a predicted model, not a curated record
UGGUAUAUAUUCAUUUACUGAGGCUGGAAGUGCCUCCCUCUGUGCCAUAGUCCUGACGUGUUCUGGACUCAGGGCAUUCUCUGACAUCAAGGACUACCUCCGUAGGGUAUUGACUCUGGAGAUGUUCUGCACACACGUGUGAUGCGAUUUUCAGGAGCAACACAUACGGAGCGCCCACAGCAUCCAGCAGGGACACAGGGGCACCUCUGAAAGUCCCACAGCACACUCUGGUCAAUUGCAGACAUUAUUUAGGCUAGGUGAAGUGACAUGCUGGCAGACACUGCCCUUGAAGCCACUACACUCUGCUUUGGCUGCACACACAGGGAGGGAUUUGAAUUUGCUGUCACUCUCAGCUCAGAGGGUGGGUAAUAAAACAGGAGCCAAUCAGCGGGGCUGUUUGAACUGUCCAAUCAGGUGGGCCCUUGCAAAGGGCCACGUCUGUGUCCUGGCGUGGAAGUCUGAACCGCAGCGAGGGGUCAGUUUUGAGCUGAGGAGCCCGCCUGGCUCCGUGACUGUCGCCUCCUCGAGCGGCGGGGGAGGCGCUCUGGGAGCCGAUGAUGGAGGCACUGACCUUUGAAGAUAUAGCUGUGAACUUCAGCAAGGAGGAAUGGGCUUUGCUGAAUCCAUCCCAAAAGAAGCUCUACAGAGAAGUGAUGGGGGAAACAUUUAUGAAUAUGGCUGCUAUAGGAAGAGCUUUGGAUAACCAGGAAGUUGAAGAAGAAUACAAAAUGUAUGGGAGAAAUCUAAGAAAUGAACAGGUAGCAAAAUGCUGUGAAUAUAAAGCUUGGAAUCAGUAUGAAGAAAUCUUCCUUUGGACUCCAGAUGCUAAUGUGGAUAUGAAACAAGCUGGUUUAAAACCAGCUGAAAGCCUUGCUUGUAGAAAGCCCCUAAUUGGGCAUUUGUCUCCAAAUGUGCCCAUCAUAGCUCACACUAAGGUGAAACCAUGUGAGUAUGUGGGAUUUGAAGCAAAGCUGCAUAGAUGUAAUAAAAAUGGAAGAACUUGUGAUUUCCAGUCCUUCCAGAAGCACACAAGGACAAAGGCUGGAGAGAAACCCUAUGAAUGCAAUCAGUAUGAGAAAUCCUGCUCUGAUCUUACUGAAAGAACUCACCUUAGAGAGAAGACCUUUGUAUGUCCGAAAAGAUUGGAAGCCUCUAGCACAUCCAAUGAUGUUCAGAUCCAUGGAAGAAAUCACAGUGAGGGGAAUCAAUAUGUAUGUAAAGAAUAUGAGAACACCUUUAUUUCACCCGACUAUAUUCAAGUAUGUGACCAAACGCAUGCUGGGGGGAAGCUCUAUAUAUCUGAGGAAUGUGGGAAAGCAUUGUCUCAAAGUAAUUCCUUUCACAGCAGUGUAAGUAUUCACACUGGGAAGAAACCAUAUGCAUAUAAGCAGUGUGGAAUAGCUUUUGGUACAGAGAGUCGCCUUGAAAGACAUGAGGGAACUCACACUGGGGCAAAACCAUAUGCCUGUAAGCAGUGUGGGAAAGCUUUCAGCACACGCAGUUGUUGUCGAAAACACGAAAGGACUCACACUGGGGAGAAACCCUAUGUAUGUAAACACUGUGGGAAAGCUUUCAGCACACGCAGUCAUUGUCAAACACAUGAAAGAACUCACACUGGGGAGAAACCCUAUGUAUGUCAGCAAUGUGGAAAAGCUUUCAGCACACGCAGUUGUUGUCAAAUACAUGAAAGAACCCACAGUGGGGAGAAGCCCUAUGUAUGUAAGCACUGUGGGAAAGCUUUCAGCACACACAGUCAUUGUCAAAUACAUGAACGAACUCAUACUGGCAAAAAACCGUAUGUAUGUAAGCAGUGUGGGAAAGCUUUCAGCAGAUAUGGUAAUUGUCAAACACAUGAAAGAACUCACACUGGGGAAAAACCAUAUGUAUGUGAGCAAUGUGGAAAAGCUUUUAGCAUACGCAGUCAUUGUCAAACACAUGAAAGAACUCACACUGGGGAGAAACCCUAUGUGUGUAAGCAGUGUGGGAAAGCUUUCAGCACACACAGUUGUUGUCAAGUACAUAAAAGAAGUCACACUGGGGAGAAACCCUACAUAUGUAAGCAAUGUGGGAAAGCUUUUAGCACACACAGUCAUUGUCAAAUACAUGAAAGAAGUCACACUGGGGAGAAACCCUAUGUGUGUAAGCAAUGUGGGAAAGGUUUCAGCACACACGUUAAUUGUCAGACACAUGAACGAACUCACACUGGGGAGAAACCUUAUGUGUGUAAGCAAUGUGGGAAAGCUUUCAGUACCCAGAGUUACUGUAAAAUUCAUGAAAGAAGUCACACUGGGGAGAAACCCUAUGUAUGUAAGCAAUGUGGGAAAGCUUUUAGCAUACAUGCUAGUUGUCAGAUACAUGAAAGAACUCAUACUGGGGAGAAACCCUAUGUGUGUAAGCACUGUGGUAAAGCUUUCAGCACACAUGGGCAUUGGCAAAGACAUGAAAGAAUUCAUACUGGGGAGAAACCCUAUGUAUGUAGGCACUGUGGGAAAGCUUUUAGUACACAUGUUAAUUGUCAAACACAUGAAAGAAUUCACACUGGGGAGAAGCCUUACGUAUGUAAGCAAUGUGGGAAAGCUUUCAGCAGACAUGGUAAUUGUCAAACACAUGAAAGAAGUCAUACUGGGCAGAAACCCUAUGUAUGCAAACAGUGUGGGAAAGCUUUUAGCCUACAUGCUAAUUGUCUAAUACAUGAAAGAAGUCACAGUGGAGAGAAACCCUAUAUAUGCAAGCAAUGUGGGAAAGCUUUCAGCAGACAUGGUAAUUGUCAAACACAUGAAAGAAGUCACACUGGUCAGAAACCCUAUGUAUGUAAACAAUGUGGGAAAGCUUUUAGCCUACAUGCUAAUUGUCAAAGACAUGAAAGGACUCACAGUGGGGAGAGACCUUCUAUAUGUAAGCAGUCUGGGGAAGCUUUUACCACAAGUAGUAAUUGUCAAACACAUGAGCUUACUGGGGAGAAACCCUUUGCAUGUAAGCAAUGUGGAAAAUGAUUUGCUACUAAGUCCUCACUUAAUAGAAAUAAAAGAAAUCUCCUAAAGGAAAAAUGUUGUGCAUGUAAACAAUGUGAGAAAGCAUUCAUUAGUAGCACAUAUUAUCAUGUACAUGAAAGAGGUUGCACUGAGGAGAAACUAUAUAUGUAAACCUAUUUGAAACUCCUGUGAAAAUUUCCCAUGUAGUGGAGACCAGUAGAAGUAAUUGCUAAGAACAGUUUUAUGUCACUAUUUCUUCAUAACUAUUUCAUAAAAUACAGUCUGAAACAGAGAUAUCCUAAAAUGGAAAUGUUUUUCAGUAAACUAUAAAUGUCUUGAUUAUAUAUCUUUAAUGUUUAAUAUAAAAAUAUGAAUUGACAUAAUUAUGUAUUUUUGUGUCUUUGAGCUUAAUAUAUAUUUAAUUAUAUAUAUGUCUUUUAAUUAAACAUGGUGAAUUUACAUGUAUGUUUUACUUACAAGUAAAAUAAUUAUGUACUUUUUUUUAACAAUUGGGUGGCAUUGCCCACUAAAAAAU